Adineta ricciae is the source of this 1560-nucleotide messenger RNA. Lineage: Eukaryota; Metazoa; Rotifera; Eurotatoria; Adinetida; Adinetidae. The record is from the annotation of a GenBank genome assembly.
AUGGCAACAGCAUCUGAUGAAACAGCCUCUAUUUCAUCUCUUAUGACAACUAAUGGUAGCUCACCUUGCACAAACGGUAAUACAGCUUCCACUGCAUCAGUUGAAACAGUUACGAACACUUUCAAUUGGGGCAGCUAUCUCAAAACAACUGAUUCGCAUGCGGCUCCUGUCAGUUAUUUUCGUCAUGCACCACUGCAUAAUAUGUGGUCACAAUUAACACCAGGAAUGAAGAUUGAAGUCAUUAAUACAGAUUGUAGUGGCAGUCCGAAUGAUAAUAAAGAGAAAGUCUUUUGGUUUGCUUUUAUUGUUCGUGUGGAAGGUUAUUUAGCCCUAUUGCGCUAUGAAGGUUGUGAAGAUGAUUCAUCGAUGGAUUUUUGGUAUAAUCUUUGCAAUAAAGACGUUCAUUGUGUUGGAUGGUGUGGACAGAAUGGAGUAAAAUUAGCACCGCCGAGAACUAUCGAACAUCGUCAAACCGAUUGGAAAACGUUUCUUAUCAAUAAACUCGUUGGAUCAAAGACAUUGCCAGAUAAUUUUCGUCAAAAAGUACAAAUGUCACUUCGAUGUCCGUUUCGAAGAAAUAUGGUUGUCGAAGUGAUUGAUAAAUAUCGUGUAUCGAAUAUGCGUGUUGGAAAAAUCUCUGAAGUGAUUGGCGGUCGUUUGAGAAUCAACUAUGAAAACAGUCCUGGAGAACACUUCUGGGUACAUCAUACUUCGGAAUUGAUUCAUCCUGUUGGCUGGUCACAUACAACCGGACAUGAAUUAGAGGCAACCGAACAAUACAAGAAGGAAGCGAUCAAAAUGAUCGAAAUGAAUUCCUAUCCAGCCAACGUUGCGACAGAAGAUCUUUUCCGUAAAGUGCCGAUACCGUUAUCAAGUGAUGAGGAAUUUAAAGAAGGACAAAAACUAGAAGCUGUAGAUCCACUAGAAAUGUCACGUAUUUGUCCAGCAACUAUUGGCAAGGUACUCAAAGAUGGCUAUUUUAUGCUAUCGAUUGAUGGAUCAAGCGUUGAAGAUGGUUCAGAUUGGUUUUGCUAUCAUUCAAGUUCACGUCUGAUAUUUCCGAUUAAUUUUUGUAAACUAAAUAAUAUUCCAUUGUCACCACCCAUUGGUUAUCAAGGUGAAUUUCAGUGGGAUAGAUAUCUACGAGAAACCAAUUCAGUCUAUGCCCCACAAGAACUCUUUCAAGUGAUUAAAGAGAAAACUGUCAAUCCGUUUUCUGUGGGUAUGAAAUUUGAAGCUGUCGAUAUGAUGGCGCCACAUUUAGUAUGUGUUGCAACAGUUGCUGAAAUUGCUGAUAGUCUUAUACGUGUUCAUUUCGAUGGAUGGAACGAAGAUUUUGAACAAUGGGUUGAUUGUCAGUCGCCAAACAUUUAUCCAAUAGGUUGGUGUGAACUUGUUGGUUAUAAACUGGAACCACCCAAACAGCCGGAACAAGAAAAUUCAGGUAAACUUAAACUGAUUCCUAUGCAAAUCAAUCGUGCCGACUUUUUAGAAUCAACCAAAACACGCCCGAAAAAAUCAUCGAAUCGAAAGUCCAACAAACGAAAACGACUUAAUUAA